AUGCUGCUAGGUCAAGACCCAAACCUAUUCGAGGAGUCCGCCAAGCAAAAAGCGAUGUGCAUGUAUCUCAUACAAGAACUAGGGCCCCAGCAAAUCGCUGCUACAGAUAUCUACGGAAACACACCCCUGCACUACCUAGCUAGCGUCACAGCCACAAAUAUCGAGCUCGUAGCCUGGAUGCGGGAGCAAGAAGGUGGCGAUUAUAUCUGGCAUUUAUCCCUCAACGACUGGGGCCAUACGCCAAAAGAUCUGCAGGAAGACGCCGAAGCCGCUACAAGAAGGGCUUGA
Recurvomyces mirabilis is the source of this 288-nucleotide messenger RNA. RefSeq lists its product as uncharacterized. The transcript has a single exon. Lineage: Eukaryota; Fungi; Ascomycota; Dothideomycetes; Mycosphaerellales; Teratosphaeriaceae. The record is from RefSeq and is a predicted model, not a curated record. Bases 1 to 288 code for a protein of 95 amino acids.